Molecule: messenger RNA, 3842 nt
Organism: Hippocampus comes (tiger tail seahorse)
Lineage: Eukaryota; Metazoa; Chordata; Actinopteri; Syngnathiformes; Syngnathidae
Gene: kcnq1.2
Product: potassium voltage-gated channel, KQT-like subfamily, member 1.2
Exons: 19
Coding region: 303-2513 (736 amino acids)
Biological process (GO): potassium ion transmembrane transport
Cellular component (GO): membrane; voltage-gated potassium channel complex
Molecular function (GO): voltage-gated potassium channel activity
Source: RefSeq, a predicted model, not a curated record
GUUUAUUUUCCUUUUUUAUUUUUUGUGAGCGCAGAUGUUGCGUGAUUAUUUACUUUAUUCUACAUAAAACUCGGUGAAUCAUAUUUGGAUUUACUUUUCACCUGAAUUUGAUUUUACAAGUCGAACUUGUGCCACGGCGAAUGAUAGAUUGACGCCGUACACGUUUGAAGGUAUUCACCCAAUGGACAGCGUACAUACACCAUGAGCACAUUUUUUGUGUCUACUUCCCGUAUGGACGCACAUGCCGGCAGCCCGCCAAGUGAUUGCUCAUCCGCCACAGGAAACCCGCGACGAUCGUCUUCAUGACCUCCCCCAAGUGCUCCAUGCCCCUUGUGGACCCUCCAUCAGCUCCACCUCUGAAGUUUGGAACCAACAUGGGGGAGAGACGGGCACGCUCCUUCCAUAUGACGUGCCGCCUACAGCGGGACUACGGCAACAGGUUGGUGGGCCCCUUCGCCCGAAGCGGCCCCAACGGCUACGCCGGCACCAGCCUCAGCCUGGACCAGGAGAUGGAUGCUGACAAUUCUCCACCCGUGGUUGGCAAGAGCGAGGCCCCCAUGCCCGACAUGGGCCUCUAUGCUCCCGUUUCACUGCAACUGGACUCAGCGGCGGUCAAUAAUGGAUCAGGUGUCCCCCACUGCCCGAUGGCGAAGGAUACGGCGCUGCGCGGCCAGCUCAACGUCGCCUCGGCGCCACUCCCGCCGCCUCUUCCGCGUUCCAGCUGGCUGCAUCGCCACCAAAAGGAGUUCCAGCGGCCGUACGUCAAGACGAGCAUGCAGGGCGAUGUUUACAACUUCCUCGAGAGACCCGCUGGACUGAAAUGUUUCCUCUACCACUUCCUUGUCUUCGUCAUGGUUCUGGUGUGUCUCAUCUUCAGUGUCCUGUCCACAAUCGAGCAAUAUGCAGACUUUGCUUCCGGAUCUUUGUUCUGGAUGGAAAUCGUGCUGGUGCUGUUCUUCGGCAGCGAGUACGUGGUGCGGCUGUGGUCCGCCGGCUGCCGCAGCAAAUACGCCGGCAUCAAGGGACGCCUCCGCUUCAUCAGGAAGCCCAUAUCCAUCAUAGACUUGAUUGUGGUCAUCGCCUCCAUCAUUGUACUCGCUGUGGGCUCCAAUGGCCAAGUUUUUGCCACAUCUGCCAUCAGAGGCAUCCGUUUCCUGCAAAUCCUGCGCAUGCUCCACGUGGACCGACAAGGUGGAACAUGGAGGCUGCUGGGAUCUGUGGUGUUCAUCCAUCGGCAGGAGCUGAUCACCACGCUAUACAUCGGCUUCCUGGGCCUGAUCUUCUCAUCCUACUUUGUCUACUUGGCGGAGAAGGAUGCUGUGGACGAGGAGGGCAAGACGGGCUUCUCCAGCUAUGCUGAUGCUCUGUGGUGGGGCGUGGUGACCGUGACCACAAUCGGCUAUGGAGACAAGAUCCCUCAAACGUGGAUCGGCAAGGCCAUCGCCUCCUGUUUCAGCGUAUUUGCCAUCUCCUUUUUUGCUCUGCCGGCUGGCAUCUUGGGAUCGGGGUUCGCCCUGAAGGUCCAGCAGAAGCAGAGACAAAAGCACUUCAAUAGACAAAUCCCUGCCGCAGCCUCUCUCAUCCAGACGCUUUGGCGCUGCUAUGCGGCGGAGAAACCCAACGGCUGUGCGGCGACGUGGAAAAUGUACGUCCUGACUCCAGAGGCCAUCGCCAAGGUGGAAUCAGACAACUCAAGCCCCACCAUCAGGAAGCUGAACAUCUCGAAAAAGGUCCCCAAGAGGAGGCGGAAGUCGAUGCGAGGUCACGGCCCCAUGGGCGUAUCGUCGGAGCUGGCCGUAUCCAUCCCCCAAAUCACCUACGAUCAUAUUGACGACUCCGUGGAGAAGAAGGACGUCUCCUUCUUCGUGGAGGAGCCGAGUAGCACCGUGGAAGGAAUCACUAGAAUAUUCAGACAAACAGGCCCUCGUCAUCAUUCUUGGUCGUCUUUCACUCUGAGCUGUCCUUCCUCUCCAGUGAAGAUGACCCACGGCAACAGCAUGUCCGUCGACAUCACUCGCGCUAGCAGCCUGACUGACGAGCUGGACUGUAUGUGGGAAGAUAUUCCCCUCUCUGUGAUGACGGACAACUCUCAGUUGUCUCACGCCCAGAGGUCCGCCGUCAAAGUCCUGCGUCGCAUGCAGUACUUUGUGGCCCGCAAGAAGUUCCAGCAAGCGCGUAAGCCGUAUGAUGUCCGUGAUGUGAUCGAGCAGUACUCACAAGGUCAUCUCAACAUGAUGGUGCGCAUCAAGGAGCUGCAGAGAAGGUUGGAUGGCACACUGGGAAAGCCGGGAAUGUUCCUCCCAGGUAAAGGAGAAGAUAAAGAAUUCCCGACAAUCGGAGCGCGACUGAUCCGGCUGGAAGAUAAGGUCUACCAGAUGGACCAGAAAAUGGACUCGGUUCUUCGGAUCCUCUCGGAGCAGUUCCUGCCCAAGCCUGAGCUGAUUUCCCGGCCCUCCAUCCGCAGGGUGACCAUCCAGAAGCGUAUGGGUGCCAGCAUCGACGAGGGCCCCUAAAGGCUCCUCCCCAAACCCAUUUUGAGUUUUUCUCAUUGACCCCUCCGAACCCAGAACAGAAAAAAGAGCCCCGCAGACCGAGAAUUAUGGUGUGAAGACCUUCCUUCUAAUGGUCACUCCUGUAGCUCUUUUUGGGGGUCUUUUCUUAUGGGGUCGAAAUCCCGGGCACCUUCCAAAGGCCGUGACUCUCUUCAUUCCCCCGCACAAACGGAAUUCAUGCGGGCGCGCUCUUCUCUUCCUAAUAUUAUUUCGAAGCUAACGAGCAAGCAAUCAAAGCACUGACGUUCCACAAAUGGAAGGCCGUGCUGCGGCGCAGGCAUUCCACAAAUCCUUUUAUUUAUCUUGGCACCGUCCACACACACACACACACACACACACACACACACACACACACACAUAUUCAGCCCUCUAGAUUUAGACUGUGUUUGUUAGAGGUGAUCGAAUAACACGAGCAGGGGAGGACUUCAUUCGGCCCGCGCAAAUUGGAAAUAUUACUUUAGCUGAAGCUAAUACAAGAAAAAGAAAUGGCCGCAGCAGGAACGGACCUCUUUGGCAGAGCUCUGUUUACUCUGGGAUUGUCCGAAUGUCCAUCAAUCAUCAUCGGGAAUCUUCUUGAUAUCCUCCAGGACUUGAAGAGGCUUUUUACAAGUUUCGUUGGAACUUGAAUAACUCUGGUCCAAAGUCUGGUCCAAAAAUGGCUCAGGAAUUCAGUACACAAACAGAAAUGUGUGUGUGGGGGGGGGCGGGGGGUGGGAUUUGAACCGUGAUGUCCUAUCAUGUAAUGAAUGCGAUGUCCCUCUCUCCAGUUAUUCCUCGCGAGAUAAAGAGAGAAUGACUGGAAAUAAUCGAGUCAACCAGCAGGGGACAGGAGAGGAAGAGGAACUCUCAGCCAAGUCCGGCAUAGUUCGGACGGCCCAAUGUGAGUCCGUCCGCCCACACGGGGACCUGCCAUCAACUGAUCUCAGUCCAUAGUCUUCAAGUUGUGUUUUCUUUUGCCCUUUGUUUAUGUGUAAGGCAACCGCAGUCAAAGAAGGUUGACUAAUUCGUUUUAUUUUGUUUUUGUUUUUUUGUUUUUUUGCGUUGCUGUUCACAACACUUGCAUAACUUCUUUUUACAUAUUACUGAGGUUUUUACCGGAACAGUAUUUAAAACUUUAAAGGCUCUCCUCCCCGGAAUUAUUUUCGUUGAAGUUCGGGACUGUAACUGUAGCUUGGCCUCAUGGACUCAUGACCCACACGACAGAGGUGGGUAAUAGCUUUCUUUUUUUUCUGCACCCAUCAUAUCUUUUCACCACGGUGCUGAUCUGUUAGCGACAAAAGUAACCCCCCC